CAUAGUGACUGAAGCUGGAAUACUACUGGAACUUUCUACCCCGGGGUAUAAAAGUGGCAGGCUGAGUGCACAGAACCAGAAGCAGCGAGACAGCUGAGACAAGCAAACGGGAAAGAAAGAACCAGCACAGCAGCGCUGAUCACUGAUCCAAAAUGCUUUGCCCACGCACAUUUCAGCCUCCCUUCAGCCCAUUUGUGGACUUCCACUGGCCAGUGCGCAGUCUUUGGCCUGAGACAAGACCUCUUUUCUACCAGAUUGAACAAGAAAUGCUGAGGCACAUGCAGGAGAUGCAACACAGCUUGGAGUUCAUGGAGCGACUCCACAGGAGGAUCUUCGAUGAGAUCGACCAUACUUCACCUUCAGCUGUGUUCCAACCCAUCUCAUUCCAGCUGGGCAAAGAAAACAACCGCUUCGCAGUGACCCUGGACACGAAAGAUUUUGCCCCUGAGGAGCUUUUCGUCAAACAAGUGGGCAAGAAGCUGCGUGUGAGCGGAAAGUCAGAGAAGAAGCAGGAUGAUGGGAAAGGAUCAUACUCAUACAGAUGCCAAGAAUUCCGCCAGGAGUUUAACCUUCCUGAUGGCGUGAACCCUGAGGCAGUAACCUGCUCUUUAAAUAAUGGCCAGCUACAGAUCCAAGCACCUAAGGAGACCUCUGCUGGGGCAAAUGAGAGAGUGGUGCCUAUUACAUAUACUCCUGCUGUGAACAGCCCUCCAGUUCAGAGUGCAGAGCCACAGAGCCAGGGUGAGCCGGCCCAGGAAGAGUCCGCUAAGAAUGCAGAUCAGUCUCAUUAAUGUACUACACUGAUUAAUGACCAUAUACUUUCGAUCUAAUUUAUUACAAAUUGUAUAGGUGUUUUUAAUACUGUGUUCAACUUCUUGCAACAGUACAAAUAUGAUCACAUAAUGUUAACUUAUUUGGUUUUGUUAGAUUUGGACUGUGGGGAUGCACCUCAUUGUUUAAACAUUUCACUGGAAUAACUGGCUUAUUCGUGUUGGAAAAUAUUAAAGUUUUUCUUUUCCAUCAAAAAUA
Silurus meridionalis is the source of this 1029-nucleotide messenger RNA. RefSeq names its product heat shock protein, alpha-crystallin-related, b11 (gene hspb9l). Bases 153 to 791 code for a protein of 212 amino acids. Gene Ontology annotation, biological process: response to heat; protein refolding. The record is from RefSeq and is a predicted model, not a curated record. NCBI's taxonomy places the organism in Eukaryota, Metazoa, Chordata, Actinopteri, Siluriformes, Siluridae. Gene Ontology annotation, molecular function: protein folding chaperone. The transcript has a single exon.